CAGCCAGUAUCUUCUCUUUACACAGCCACCAUGUGCUCCUCGGUCUUCCUCAGGAAGAGGUGAUGGCUGGACCUGCCUGUCUUUCUACCUUUCAUUGGCCUGCAAAUCUAAGCAUGAGAAGGACUGCCAUUGCUGAGGUUCUGAUCUUAUCCUGCCUCUUAAGUGAUGUUGGAGGUGUGAUUUGCAGGUCAUGCAAUCUCUCCAUCCCAUUCCAUGGAUGUCUGUUAAACCUUGGAACCUGCAGAACAAAGCCUGGUCAGUUUUGUAUAAAAGAGAGCUUUGCUAAAGGUGGAAUCCAGUGGUUUUCAAUUAAAGGCUGCACUGAGGACAGAUCGGAGUGCUUCAAGAGGGUCGUAAAGCAUUACGAAAUCCGCUCUUCUCACUGCUGCCACCGUCCCCUGUGCAACUUCUGAGGAAGUGGGCUAUGACACCAACUUGUGUCAAGUUGACCCCACUCCCCACCAAAAAAAAAAAUCCUUUCGCCAUCAUCUCUCUCCUGCUUCUGCUUCCGUCCCCACUUGCUGUGGUGUUAGCAAAGCUAUGGAAAAGCAAAAGGUCCACAGUUCUCCAAGUCAAACCAGUGAAGUGGGUAGCUGUUUCAGCUUUGACCUGGAAGCACUACCCCAACUGAGGCUUCCGGUAACUGUCACGCCUAUGAGGUGGGGCCGAGACAGGAGCCCUUAAGAUCUGAGAUCUGGAUGUGCUGGCUCUCUUGGUUCCUGGAUCCUGGACACUGGAGGUAGACAGAGCAGAGUUCUCCAGAGAAUACCACUGGACUGCACUACACCUUUCCCGGGCCCUGUAACCUAUCCCUUCACUUGUAAGUUACCCCCACAAAAUAAACCUCCCUUUUAACUAUGUAGAGUUGCCUUAAUACUACAACCAAUAAAUCAAACACACAACCUCUA
Peromyscus eremicus (cactus mouse) is the source of this 908-nucleotide messenger RNA. RefSeq names its product chromosome 1 C9orf57 homolog (gene C1H9orf57). Lineage: Eukaryota; Metazoa; Chordata; Mammalia; Rodentia; Cricetidae. The coding region runs from base 63 to 413 and encodes 116 amino acids. The record is from RefSeq and is a predicted model, not a curated record. The transcript is spliced from 4 exons.